Messenger RNA from Aspergillus vadensis CBS 113365, 1536 nucleotides. RefSeq names its product mitochondrial distribution and morphology protein 10. Lineage: Eukaryota; Fungi; Ascomycota; Eurotiomycetes; Eurotiales; Aspergillaceae. The coding region runs from base 118 to 1536 and encodes 472 amino acids. Gene Ontology annotation, cellular component: SAM complex; ERMES complex. Gene Ontology annotation, biological process: establishment of mitochondrion localization; protein insertion into mitochondrial outer membrane; phospholipid transport. The transcript has 2 exons. The record is from RefSeq and is a predicted model, not a curated record.
CCCAUCGGGAUACUCUUCUGCAUGCCCAAGCCGUCAAUGGUGGGUUGUGUCAUGCUGGAUGGGUCUCACUACUGAGGCUGCUUGAUUCAUUCCAUUGCUUCCGCACCAUCCCCGACAAUGCUCGAUUUCAUGGAUUACAUCCAACUCGCCUUCGCCGAGGCGACGAAUUGGAACCGCGACAACUCGUACUCGUCGCUGACGGCCACUGCGCAGUCCCUCCUCGACUUCUCCACCCCCGAACGCCUCCGCGUCCAUCUCUCCUCCCUCUCCACUCCGCACUUCGCAACAAGUUACACCCUCGGCACCGUCGGCCUCAUCGACGGCUCCGUCUCCUACCUCUUCAGCACCGUCCCUCUCGACAGCUUCCCCAGCCGAAGUGCCCUAAUUCCCCUUCGCAAGCUCUCCCCAGGCUACCGCCAAGUACAAGCACCCAUUGCCCCCAUCGCCGAAACAAUCCUCAUCAACGACGACAACAACAACAACCUCAACGAUGCCUCCCCCUCCGCAUACAACUCCAUCGGCAAAAAAGCCACCCUCUUCCACGCAACCCUCCACCUCCCACCCCCGACAACCCUCAAUGCCCUCUUCCUGCGUCGUCUCUCCCCAACCAUGCAGUUGUCCCUAGCAGUCUGCUCAACGCGAGGUCCGCCGCUCUCCAAAUCCGCCCCGCAGGCCUCCCUCCUCGCGCAACUCUCCCAUAACACGGGAAAAUACAACAACGAGUACCUCUUCAGUACGGAUAAUGCCCUCUUCGGCUGGCGCGGAUUAUGGAACUUCGGGCCCGAUCCUAGGGAUCCUGUCACUUCGGGGUCUUCGCCGAGGUUGUCGUUGCUGUCUGCGGGCGCGGAGGCUUACUAUUCGCCUGUUUCGUCGCUGAUUGGCAUGUCCACAGGACUAAGGUUUAGCACGUUGCCUGCGGCUACGGAUGUUCCUUCUUCGUCAGCCCCUUCAACUGGCACUGGUAGUGCUAAUGCCAAUACUCCCAUUUCUACCUUCCCCUACACUCUUACCCUCACCCUGACCCCGUUAACGGGUUCACUAUCAACGACGUACUCACUCCGCGCGUCUCCAAACCUGGCAUUUAGCUCCCGCUUCGGGUUCAAUGUCUAUAGCUGGGAAAGCGAGAUGGUAGCCGGGUGCGAACUCUGGCGGAAGAGUACGCCCCGAUACCGGGAUGAUGGUGAUGGGGUGGAGUGGGCAAAACGGAAGAUUCGCGAGAGCUUGUUUCCUCAUCCGCAUCCGUCUACAGCUACACCUCCUGACGAUCUUAAGGAUCUAGUAGGCCGUGGGUUGGGAAAGGGGAAAGUAGAGGAGGAGGAGAACGAAUCCGUGUUGAAGAUCCGGGUGGAUCAGUCAUGGAAUGUGCGGUUGUUGUGGGAGGGACGGGUCAAGGAGUUGUUGGUUAGUGCUGGGGUGGGGUUGGGACCGAGUUCGUUUUCCUCGUCGUAUGCUUCUGAUGGGAGUGGUGGGGAGUCUGGGGGUUUGAGGAAGUCGUAUUGGAGGGGGGUGGGGGUUUCGGUGUCGUAUUCGUCGUGA